This is a messenger RNA of Anastrepha obliqua, 930 nucleotides long. RefSeq lists its product as uncharacterized. The transcript has 2 exons. Lineage: Eukaryota; Metazoa; Arthropoda; Insecta; Diptera; Tephritidae. The record is from RefSeq and is a predicted model, not a curated record. The coding region runs from base 129 to 674 and encodes 181 amino acids.
UGGAAGAGCAUGCAUUGCUUCCUUCUUAGCUUUAACAAUUUAAUUUAAAAAAAAAAUUGCAAAAAUUAGUUCUAAAAUCAAAAUUCCAAUCCAUUUUACCGCACCACAUCUAUCAAAAUAUUGGAGAAAUGGGAGACUACAAACAACUUAAUAAGGAGUUAAUCGAUGCCAAUCGGGAAUUGAAACAAAAAAUUGCCACAUACCAAAAGGAGUUGACUUCAAUGCGCGCCGAACUAAUUGAGCUUCAACGCUUAAGAAUAGGCACAGAGUGCGAUUGCCGCGAUCGCAUGCUCUCAUUUGCGACAAAUAAUUUUAAAAAUUUUCUAUCUUCUUUACGAGAGAUUGAUACAAACAUAAAUGUAAUGGAGUUACUGGAUUAUGAUAAUUGUGUACAGAAUGGAAGUUGUAAUGUUGGCGUAAGUUGCCAAAGUGAAAUCAAUGAAGAAGAAUCUGAAGAUGAGGUUAAUAUGCACAGAAGUGGUGAAGGUCCAACAUUUAUGAGGCAGUCCAUAAAAUACCUAGUGAAUUUGGAUAUGAAAGAUAGGCAACUCAAAGUGAAUAUUGUAUCAAAACGCGGUAAACAGCAUCAUAGACGAAGCAAAAGUGAAAACUCGAUUGAUAUCGCACGUAAUAUUGAGCAGGAUUCUGCACAAAAGCCAAGUCAAGUUAUGUGAACGAAAUAGAGAUGGAAGAUAACUGGUCACUUCAAUGAACCGUUCUUUACAUCUAUCACGUAGCGCAUGCGAUUUGCGCGAAUCAACCGAGCAAUGUGAUGCAGGAUAGGAUUCAAUACGUUGUUAAAUUCACCUUGUUCUCGCCUGAUAUUGCCUAUAGAUUAGUCAUAUAUGUAAGCUUAGCGAUGUGCAACUUCAUGGGUUCCGAAUAUUUCUCUGAUCCAAAUUUCUUCAAUAAAUUUUAGUAUUUGUCUUA